Lotus japonicus is the source of this 1880-nucleotide messenger RNA. Its product is annotated as carboxyl-terminal-processing peptidase 1, chloroplastic. The transcript has 12 exons. The record is from RefSeq and is a predicted model, not a curated record. Gene Ontology annotation, biological process: proteolysis. NCBI's taxonomy places the organism in Eukaryota, Viridiplantae, Streptophyta, Magnoliopsida, Fabales, Fabaceae. Gene Ontology annotation, molecular function: endopeptidase activity; serine-type peptidase activity; protein binding. Bases 73 to 1479 code for a protein of 468 amino acids.
UGUUAAAGAGCAACACAAUCUCAAGUGUGAAUCCUAAGUUACCAAUCACCACAUCACUUCCAGUUCCAGAAGAUGAACGUGUGGCUCAAACUCUCCCCACCUUCCACCACCACUGCAACACUCUCAAGACCACCACCUCAUCUUCCCACCAUUCCCACCACCAUUCCCAGAGACAGAGUCCCCUGCUCCACUUGGGUUUCCAACACACUCCUCGCCGGUGCUCUCUCCUUCAGCCUCGUCUUCUCCUCGCCUCCUGCAAUUGCUCUUGAACCUCUUUCCCUUCCAGCUCCUCUCUCUCCUUCCUCUGAAGCAUGCCGUGAUGUUGUUCAGCCUCGAGAAGACACGGUUCAAACGGUGGUCACCAAUGAAGGGCUUGUUGAGGAAGCUUGGCAGAUUGUCAAUGAUAGCUUCCUUGACACCGGUCGUCACCGCUGGUCUCAGGAUACCUGGCAGCUGAAGAGGGAAGACAUUUUGGGCAAUUCCAUUCCGACAAGAUCAAAGGCACACCAGAUAAUCAAGCGAAUGCUGGCCAGUUUGGGUGAUCCUUAUACACGGUUUCUUUCCCCUGAGGAGUUCUCCAAGAUGGCGAGGUAUGACAUGACUGGUAUUGGAAUAAACCUUAGGGAACUUCCUGAUGAAAAUGGAGACCUCAGGAUGAAGGUAUUGGGAAUAAUAUUAGAUGGUCCUGCUCAUUCUGCUGGCGUGAGACAGGGGGAUGAAAUAUUGGCUGUCAAUAACAUGGAAGUCAAGGGAAAAUCAGCAUUUGAAGUAUCAACCCUGUUGCAAGGCCCUAAUGGAACAUCUGUGACUAUUCAGGUCAAACAUGGCAACUGUGGACCUGUUGAAUUAAUAGAAGUCCAGAGGCAACUUGUUGCUCGUACACCAGUCUCUUAUCGCCUGGAACAAACUGAGGGUGGUGCUACUCCUGUUGGGUACUUACGCCUCAAAGAGUUCAAUGCAUUGGCCAGAAAAGAUUUAGUCAUCGCAAUGAAGCGACUUCAAGACAUGGGUGCCUCAUAUUUUGUAUUGGAUCUUAGAGACAAUCUCGGUGGGCUGGUGCAGGCUGGAAUUGAAAUUUCAAAGCUUUUCCUAAAAGAAGGAGACACGGUCAUCUCCACUGUUGGGAGAGACCCUCAAUUCCAGGAUGCUAUUGUUGCAGAUACUUCACCAUUGAUUCAAGCCCCUGUUAUUGUUUUAGUAAAUGACAAAACUGCAAGUGCAAGUGAAAUAGUUGCUUCAGCACUUCAUGAUAACUGUAAGGCUGUUCUUGUUGGAAAACGCACAUAUGGCAAGGGUCUAAUCCAAUCUGUAUUUGAGCUUCAAGAUGGAUCUGGUGUGGUUAUCACUGUUGGGAAGUAUGUAACACCAAACCACAAUGACAUAAACGGCAAUGGAAUAGAGCCUGACUUCCAGAAACUUCCAGCCUGGGAUGAUGUCACCCAACGUCUUUCAAAAUGCAGCAUGCUUCAGAAAGGAUAGAACAGUUUCUAUGACAUUCCAAUGCAAUCUUUUGCUAGCUACCAUGCAUAUCUCAAGAACUUCAGGUUAAAACUACAUAUAUACAUGCUAGCUACCAUGUAUAUCUCAACAUUGGUAGGCACACACAAGGGAUUGGCUUGGAACAUUUGUAACUGUUCCAUCCAAUCAAGAUGAACUGAAUAUAUUGGAUAUAUGAGUGAGAAGAAAUGAGCUCAAGAAGUAUGCAAGAGUUUGUAUCCAAGAAGCCAGUUGCAGAACUGAAGCAACUUUGGUUUUCAUACUAACUAACAUGAUUUAACUAAUGUAAGACUUUAAAGUGAGUUUGUCUUUAAAGUGAUAAUGUAAUACCGUAUCUACCUUUGAUUUAAUUUGAAGUAUAUCAUAAUCUUAACCUGUAAAAA